CCUCGGCUACGUCUCUCUCAAUUCUCUCCUCACUAUCUUCAUCUCUUCUUCUCUCAUUCACGGCCAUUGCUCUGUACCUUCCUGAUACCCCUUGAAACUAAUUUCUCUCUUCUAUCCAUUGAUAUAACUCUCUCUCUCUCUCUAUCUCUCUCUUUUGUCAAAGAUCAAAGCUGUGUUCUUUUUUGAAUUUGCCAUUGAAGCUUUGCUUUAUCAAUAAAGAAACUUCGAAACUUUUUUGGUACAAAGACCCUCAGAGUGUUUCUUUCUUUGUUAAACAUAACCAGACUUGAAAAUUCUUGAUCCAAGGCAGCAAAAAAUUCGCGACUUGAACCAGACACCAUGGCCUUAGACCAAUACAUGGAAGAAACUGUGGCUCAAAAUGACUAUAAUACAGAAGAUAAGCCAUCACUGCCAAACUGGAAAUCUGUUUCUGAGACAGCCAUAGAUUCUGAUGAUAGCCCCUCCAGUGGUUUUGAUUGCAAUAUUUGCCUAGACUCCGUGCAUGAUCCGGUGGUCACUCUUUGUGGUCACCUCUACUGCUGGCCCUGCAUAUACAAAUGGCUUCAUUUCCAGAGCAUCUCGGCAGAAAACCAAGAUCAGCACCCACAACAGCAAUGUCCUGUAUGCAAAGCCGAAGUUUCCCAAUCUACAAUAGUUCCACUCUUUGGCCGGGGCCAAACCACAAAACCCUGCAAGGGCAAAGCCCCCAAUCUCGGUAUAAUCAUUCCACGAAGACCUCCUGGUCGUGCAUGUGGUUUUGACUCACCAAGAUCACCUAUUGCCACCAGCAGUCCUCGCGUAACACCGCAAAUUCAUCAUCGGCAUAAUUAUCCGCAUCAAUCGCAACACUACUAUUCUCAGCCAGGGGGUAACUCUACUUCCCCGAUGCGAAGCCCAGGGGGCUCGACAUUGAACAUGCCUGUGCGAGAGGUCGGGAUGUUCGGCGAAAUGAUGUACUCAAGGGUUUUCGGUAACUCGAUAACCAACAUCCACAGUUACCCAAAUUCGUAUCAUCUUGCUGGAAGCGCCAGCCCAAGAGUGAGAAGGCAUGUAAUGCAAGCUGAUAGGUCGCUCAGCAGAAUCUGCUUCUUCCUCUUCUGCUGUGUAUUUUUGUGUUUUCUCUCUUUCUGACCGAAGCGUUUAUGUUUUUUAGACGUCAUGUAUACCUGUAAUUACAAGUCCAAGAUUAUACAGAUUCAGCUCGAUGCGCUUUUAGAUGUUCAAGAAAUUUUACUUAUCCCGUGCUGCGAUAUAUGUAAUUAUGAGUCCUUUAUCUUGAGCUUUAUCUUGUAACUUGAUGGAAAAUCUUGCCCGUACUGUUUUGGCCAGAUGAAUGAUCAAAGAUUUGGAAUCUCUUUCUUUCUGAGAGUUAAGAAC
Messenger RNA from Populus euphratica (Euphrates poplar), 1377 nucleotides. Its product is annotated as E3 ubiquitin-protein ligase RMA1H1. Gene Ontology annotation, cellular component: endoplasmic reticulum. The record is from RefSeq and is a predicted model, not a curated record. Gene Ontology annotation, biological process: ubiquitin-dependent protein catabolic process. Bases 340 to 1131 code for a protein of 263 amino acids. Lineage: Eukaryota; Viridiplantae; Streptophyta; Magnoliopsida; Malpighiales; Salicaceae. The transcript is spliced from 2 exons. Gene Ontology annotation, molecular function: metal ion binding; ubiquitin protein ligase activity.